Molecule: messenger RNA, 651 nt
Organism: Trichosurus vulpecula (common brushtail)
Lineage: Eukaryota; Metazoa; Chordata; Mammalia; Diprotodontia; Phalangeridae
Product: UPF0462 protein C4orf33 homolog
Exons: 7
Source: RefSeq, a predicted model, not a curated record
AUGAUUUUACAGAAUGAGAAAAGUGCAAGAAUUUUCAAAAUUAGCCAUGGAAAGAAAUCAUUAUUGGGUGGAAGAAGGGAGUUGGAAUACAGCAUUGUCACCACCUGGGACAAUCUACCAGUGACACACAGACCUAUUACUUUCCACUUCAAACCAGGGGAUCAAGGAUUACUGGUGGAAGUGAGUGCCCCCUUCUUUGAUCCUGCAACACCGCCUGGUGCCCCAGGCCAAGCUUUUAAUGGACUCUGGGAUUGUGGAAGCAUUUUUUUUCUGAACAGCACAACCAAAGAAUAUUUGAAAGUAGAACUUUGCCCGCUAGGACAACAUCUAGUCCUCUUCCUCUCUGGUGGCGAUGCUUUCACAGGAAAGUUGGAUUUAAAUUUUAGAGCUGACAUAGGUGGGAAUGAGUAGAAUGGAACUGCACUUCUUCCUUGGGAAUAUUUCCCACCUGGAAUUGACAAGAUGAAUUUAAAUGCCAUCCAUGGAUCUGGGGAUAGAGGAAUUUAUGAAGCUCUUUAUCCAAUACCCCAUGAAGAGAUUGCAGCUGGACAAGGGCCCGAUUUCCAUCUCCUGGAGCAUUUCAAACCCUUCCAUCUGAAGUGGGUGAUGGGAGACAAUUGGGAGCAGCCCCGUUCAAAGCUGUGGCCCUAG